ACUUCAUUCAUUGUCCCAUUCCAUUCACUCUUUGAGAGCACAUUUUCCCAAAUCAUAAUCUAAUUGAACUGAUGGGGACUUCAUUCUUUGACACUCUACAGCAUUCUCUGCAGCCAAUGCUCGGCAAUAAAACCUUUACGGAUAAUUUCCCUUACAAGGGAAGUGUCCUCGCCUUUAUAUCCUUAGUUUUUCUUUGGGAAGAAUAUCUCAGAUAUCGCCACUAUCGCAAUCUUCGCUCAAAGGUCGUACCCACGGCAUUACGCGAAUAUGUCUCUGAUGAAGAGUUUCGCAAGGCACAGGCGUAUGGUUUAGACAAGACUCGAUUUGGCUUUGUCGAGUCGCUUUUCACGCAAAUCCAGAAUACCCUCAGUAUCGUUUAUGAUUUUAUGCCUUGGCUCUGGGGGCUGUCCGGAAAUAUCAUGUUCAAAGUAACCGGAUAUGGGAAAGAGUAUGAGAUCACACAAUCUAUCAUGUUUUUCGUGGUGCUGUCUAUCAUAUCCACAGUCAUUUCCCUGCCAUUUUCGCUUUACUCCACUUUUGUGAUUGAAGAGCGUCACGGGUUCAACAAACAGACCUUGAAAUUGUAUUUCACCGACAUGAUCAAAGGACAUCUUGUUGCAGGGGCAAUUGGAAUGCCUUUCUUGGCUGGAUUCCUCAAGAUCAUCAAGAUCAGCGGAGACAAUUUUUACUUUUAUGUCUGGUUAUUCAUCGUCGUGUUCCAACUCAUCAUGGUCUCUAUCUUUCCCACAUUUAUUCAACCCUUGUUCAACAAGUUUGAUCCGCUUCCUGAAGGCGAGCUUCGUACGAUGAUCGAGGCUCUUGCAUCUCGUAUCCACUUCCCAUUGACCAAGUUAUUUGUGAUUGAUGGUAGCAAGCGCUCAGGCCAUUCGAACGCGUAUUUUUAUGGUUUUUUUAAGAACAAACGUAUCGUUCUUUAUGAUACUCUUCUGGAGCACUCGAGCAACGACGAGAUCUGUGCUGUUCUUGCACAUGAACUUGGGCAUUGGGCAUGUAACCACACUCUCAAAAUGCUAGCGUUCACGCAGGUUCACUUAUUUGUGACAUUUUACAUGUUUUCUCAAUUCGUCAACAACAAAGAAAUGUACGAGUCAUUCGGCUUCAUGGAUGUGACACCUACAUUGGUGGGAUUCCUGUUGUUCAACUACAUUUAUUCGCCUGUUGAGAGUGUCAUUGGAUUCGUUGUUAAUAUUAUCAGCCGACGUCAUGAAUUCCAAGCGGAUAAAUUUGCUCGUGAUUUGGGAUACGCAGCCACAUUAGCAUCAGGAUUGAUCAAACUUCAGCUCAAAAACCUGGGCACUAUGAACCCAGAUUGGCUUCACUCCAUGUAUCAUCGAUCCCACCCUGAGUUGGUGGAACGCCUUAACGCCAUCAAGUAUCAAAAAAGCGACUCUACAAAGGCUGAGAAAGUUGAAUAGGAA
Lobosporangium transversale is the source of this 1439-nucleotide messenger RNA. RefSeq names its product peptidase family M48-domain-containing protein. Gene Ontology annotation, biological process: CAAX-box protein processing. Gene Ontology annotation, cellular component: endoplasmic reticulum membrane. The transcript has 5 exons. Lineage: Eukaryota; Fungi; Mortierellomycota; Mortierellomycetes; Mortierellales; Mortierellaceae. The record is from RefSeq and is a predicted model, not a curated record. Bases 72 to 1436 code for a protein of 454 amino acids. Gene Ontology annotation, molecular function: metalloendopeptidase activity.